Molecule: messenger RNA, 2376 nt
Organism: Tripterygium wilfordii
Lineage: Eukaryota; Viridiplantae; Streptophyta; Magnoliopsida; Celastrales; Celastraceae
Product: probable inactive receptor kinase At5g58300
Exons: 4
Coding region: 324-2210 (628 amino acids)
Biological process (GO): protein phosphorylation
Molecular function (GO): ATP binding; protein kinase activity; protein binding
Source: RefSeq, a predicted model, not a curated record
ACACACAUAUACAUAUAUGAGUAUGCUUAUAUGUUAAUGCUGGUUGGCUUGUUGGUUAGGUAGACUGCUUUCAUGCAGAUUCCAGUUUCUGCAUUAUGCAAGAAGUAAGAGCUUUAUGUGCAGAAGAAGGCCACCUCUUUGCAGCUUCUCUGUGCUGUUUAGUUAAGGUUGCCUAGGAAGUUAAAGCAGCAGUUUCAAAUUUCUGAAAGCAAAUUCAUAGCAGCCAAGUCUUGGGGUACUAAGCAUCUCUAUGACUUCAAGUCUAUGACCCGACUGACAUUAGCAUAAUUGCCAGAUUUUGAUUCUGAUCAGAACUGAAAUCCAUGAAGCUUCAGUCCUCCAUUGUGGUGCUUACGUCCCUUUUCUUACUGCUCAUCACUCCCCUAAUGCUUGCUGACCUGAGUUCAGACAAACAAGCACUGCUUGACUUUGCUGCUGCUGUCCCCCAUGUCCGGAACCUGAACUGGACUGAAAGUGCCUCAAUAUGCAGCUCCUGGAUUGGAGUUACUUGUAAUGUGAAUAAGACGCGUGUGACAGGAAUCCGUCUGCCAGGAGUUGGACUCUAUGGAGACAUUCCUGCUAACACUAUAGGAAAGCUUGAUGCUCUUAGGGUCCUCAGCCUUCGAUCCAAUCACCUUAACGGACAUGUUCCUUCUGAUAUCCCCUCCAUUCCUGCCCUCCAAUACCUAUACCUCCAGCAUAAUAACUUCUCUGGCAUUUUCCCAGCCUUUCUUUCCCCACAACUCAUUGUAUUGGAUGUUUCCUUUAACUCCUUCUUUGGCAGCAUUUCACCGGGAAUUCAGAACCUGACAAAGCUUGUUGAAUUGUAUAUUCAAGACAAUUCCUUCUCUGGAGCCAUACCCAACAUUAGCCUCCCAAUGCUCAAGAUUGCUAACUUGAGCAAUAACAAAUUUAAUGGUUCCAUUCCACAUUUCUUCCAGAACUUCCCUACUUCUUCGUUUACAGGGAACUCUUUAUUAUGUGGGUUGCCUCUCAAGCCUUGCUCCAGAAUCUCCUCUUCGCCUUCUCCUUCCCCUGUUUACUUCCCAAUCCCAUCAGGAAAUUCUCAAAAUCAACAUGCCACUUCCAGGAAGAAACUUGGCACAACUUCUAUUAUCGCUAUAGCAAUUGGGGGAUCUGCGGUACUAUUUCUCCUACUCGUUGUGUUUUUCAUAUGCUGUUUGAAGAGGGAAGAUAGUGAAGGCAAUGGCAUGUUGAAAAGCAAGACUGUGAGUGAGAAGCCUAAGGAUUUUGGGAGUGGAGUUCAAGAAGCUGAGAAGAACAAACUGUGUUUCUUUGAAGGAUGUUCUUAUAACUUUGAUCUUGAAGAUUUGUUGAGGGCUUCAGCUGAGGUACUUGGAAAAGGGAGCUAUGGCACAGCCUAUAAGGCUGUUUUGGAUGACGGAACGACGGUGGUAGUGAAAAGGUUGAAGGAAGUUGUGGCUGGAAAAAAGGAAUUUGAGCAGCAGAUGGAGCUUAUAGGGAGGCUUGGACAGCAUCCGAACAUUAUCUCCUUGCGUGCUUAUUACUAUUCCAAGGAUGAAAAGCUUCUGGUAUACAAUUACAUGACUGCAGGGAGCUUGUUUUCAGUAUUGCAUGGGAAUAUAGGAGCAGGGACAACUCCACUGGACUGGGACUCGAGAGUGAAGAUCUCCCUUAGCGCUGCCAGAGGUAUCGCUCACAUUCAUUCUGAAGGUGGUGCUAAAUGCAUCCAUGGCAACAUCAAAUCUUCCAAUGUUCUUCUCGCCGAGGAACUCGAUGGUUGCAUCUCUGAUCUUGCCUUGACUCCACUAUUGAACUUUCCUUCAACCAUGUCUCGGACAAUAGGCUACCGUGCUCCUGAGGUUACCGAAGCACGAAAAAUCACCCACAAGUCUGAUGUUUACAGCUUUGGUGUGCUCCUUUUGGAAGUACUGACAGGGAAAGCCCCAAUACCAUCAUCAGGUGGGCAUGAGGAUGUGGUUGAUCUCCCUAGAUGGGUUCGAUCUGUUGUCCGGGAGGAAUGGACUGCUGAGGUCUUUGAUGUUGAGCUACUGAACUUCCAAAACUCUCAAGAGGAGAUGGUGGAGAUGCUUCAGGUUGCAUUGGCAUGUGUUUCGAAGGUGCCUGACAUGCGACCAAAAAUGGAUGAAGUUGUUAGAAUGAUGGAGGAAAUCCAACAAUCUGGAACAAAGAAUAGACAACAAUCAACCAAUGUCCAAAACUCAUGAUUGCAUUCCUUAUCUCAAGCAAAGCAUGGACACUCUACCUUAAAAUCAUUGUUGUAUUACGGUUGUUAGCAUAACAACCGAUGCUGCCUUCUGUUCAUUGUUUGAACAGAACACUUUUUAAGCUGUUAUUGAUUGAUUGCUAAGAAUAAAUCAGUCUACAAACUCA